Dibothriocephalus latus is the source of this 1470-nucleotide messenger RNA. The record is from the annotation of a GenBank genome assembly. Lineage: Eukaryota; Metazoa; Platyhelminthes; Cestoda; Diphyllobothriidea; Diphyllobothriidae.
AUGAUUGAACCCACUGAUUUUCAUUCACAGCAGAACUCCCCUUGUGUACGCGAAUUUGAAGAUGACCUCUACGAUAACAAAAAUGGAAACAUUUGCGGUGAGGUACCAUGCUCGCCAGCAUAUGAAAAUAUGGAAAAUCUCAAAACUGCGGCCGACGUGGAAGACGACAUAUCGGCCAGUGACACGCAAAAGGUAGAGAAUAAGGUAACUUGCUGUUUCGCAGAAACAGCCUCGACCGAUGUACCGCUGGAGGAGGUAGCAGAAGCGCCUCUCGAUAUGGCUCCUCCUCUUUCCCAGGCUUGCAAUACCUUGCGAAUUGCCUUAAUAACCAAUAUUCCGCAAGAACUCCACGAAUUACCUUUUACCUCAGAAUCCACGCAUCUGGCGUUGGGACCGCAGGAAGUGGAGAUCGCACAAGCGACAUCAAGCGAGAUACCAAGCGUCUUUGCUGCUGCCCCGGUCGAAUCUAGUGCUUUUGAGGGUCUGCACUUCAGGGAGACAAAAGAAGAGGGCUCCUACAAGGCAUUGGAUAGCGAAGCUCAGACUUCUCAACCAUCGGUCAGUGAUGAAUACCACUCUAUUAUUGAGCCAAGGUCCCUUAUGGAUUCAACCGAGGAGGCACUUUAUAGUUUUACAUCUGAAAGGUCUCCAGAGCAUUCUGUAAUUCAGUGUGAGGAAACACCUCAACUUCGUGCCGAAAUCCCGCUGAAAGAAACAGUAACAUCCAACGAGGAAGAAGAACAAGAAGAAAAAGAGGCCUCUCUAGAGGAGGCUGACGUCAUAAUCAGUGUUCAGGCUACAAAACCCUGCAUGGAAAUGCCGAAAUCCAUAUCAAACUACAUGGACAAUAGGCAGUAUGAGUCUGAAAACAAAGAGAAUUUGGGUGCCACAGAUGAGCAGCAUCAACCUCGCAUAAACGGGCAGGCUAGCGAAGACUUUGAUAAUCGAUAUGCUGAGUUUGUGGGGCGUGUUCUACCGGGCUUCGAAAGGUAUUACUCCAAAAAGCCCAACCAGAUCAACUAUGAGAUUGGGGACAGACCAGGCGUUUUGAGGGAGAUGCAGAAUCGAGAGCUUGCAGCCCUGCCGAUAUCACUGUACGCACCUGUCCAUGGUCAUCAGCGGGCCCAAAAACGACGUUUUCUGGAACCCGAGCCGGCAAUCAAUGAUGACUACCUCUAUCCAGAUGCAGUGACGCCCUCAAAGGUUGAGAAGUCCUUGAGUGCCGUGGAGACGAAUGCGGAAAAUAAGGAGAACCGGUAUGAUGUACCCUUCAUAGACGAUGACGCCUUCCUUCCGCGAAGACUGCGUUCACCGUCACACGCUUCGACAAUCACCGAGGAUGAAACCUCCAGUGAGCUGGGCUACAGUUACGGCUACUACGAGGGGCGCUACACGAAGGCGGGCCAUCUUGCAAACGACGAUGACCUGAAAUCUAAUCAAGGUAAUACACUUCUUUUCGUCAAUCCGUGA